CAGAUGCAAUCUUUGUCAUUGUAAAUUGGCUAUAGAGAAAAAAUCGUAUAUAAAGAUCAAGGUAAGAACAUCAGACGUCAGACACCAGCGGAAACAGCCAUGUCUACAUCCAUCACGGAGUCCACCAUCAGCAGUGUGCAGGGGGUCCAAGGGAUGCUCACUGCAAUCACAGCGUUGGGACUUACCGGCCAUCGCUUCCCUGCUGGAGUUGAUGUUGAAGAUGGAGCCGUAUUUGACUUUUUGACCAUCGGGUCAGGCGCGGGUGGCAGUGUUGUAGCUAGCAGACUUAGCGAAGAUCCAAACGCGUCAGUACUUCUUUUAGAAGCUGGCCAAGUAGCACCCCUCGAAAGUACCUAUGUGGGAUUAUUCCCUGUCUUGGUGAACUCUGCUUACGACUGGAACGCCACUUCCACGAACGACAACUAUGCCAACCAGUGCCUUCAGAACAACGUCGUUGAAACAACCAUGGGCAAGAUGCUUGGAGGGUCCAGUGGCCUCGACCACGUGAUUGCAGUUAGAGCAAACAAAUUUGACAUGGAACGCUGGGCCAAAGCUACAGGCGACGACUCCUUUAACCACGAGAACAUGAAGAAAUACUACAUUAAUAGCGAGACUCUGAACGACAAAGAUAUCCUCGCAGAAUACGCCUCCCAUCACGGUACCAAGGGUCCCUUGCAACUAAUAAGGGAGACAAGCGACAAAAACAAAGAUAUUUUGGAAUCUUUCAAAGAACUCGGCCAUGAUAUUAUCUUAGACAUCAAUGCCGACCUUUCCCUUGGCUACACUGAACCUUUGCUACUUAAAACUGAAGAAUGGAGGCAAAGCGCUGCGGAGGCCUAUUUAGGAGCCGCCAAAAACCGACCCAAUUUGUUUGUUCAGAUGGGCGCUCUGGUAACCAAAAUCUACAUCAACAGUUCUAAUGUAGCCACUGGAGUCGAGAUACUGACCAGUGACGGUGUAACCAAAAGCAUUUACGCUCGCAAAGAAGUUAUUCUAUGCGGUGGAGCAAUCAAGAGUCCACAACUUCUGAUGUUAUCAGGUGUCGGACCUAAAUCUCAUCUUGAAGAGUUCGGCAUCGAAGUAAAGGCUGAUUUGCCCGUCGGAGAGAACCUUAUGGAUCACGUGUCAGCAAUUGUUGGUAUCACUUUAAAGGAAUCUGAUGAAAAAGUUUUACCCAACACCAUGCAAUUCCCUGUCCCGAUGACGACUGGUUACGUGUCACUCGACGGCACUGAAGACCCCACAUACCAAUCAAUUAAUCUGUACUUCCCUCACGAUAAUGCUGGUCUUCUGCAAUUGUGUGCAUUUGCUUUCAAGUACAACAACACUGUAUGUGAGGCGCUGUACAAAGCCAAUACCGGCAGAGACUUACUUUUCAGUGUUAUUAACCUGAUGCACCCCGAGUCCUCUGGCUCAGUCCGUCUGAACAGCGUCCACCCUGCCGCUAACCCGACCAUCAAUCUCGGCCACUUGUCCAACCCUAACGAUCUGGACAACCUCGCCAAAUCCCUGCAAGACUUCGUGACUUUGUUAGAUACUUCUUACUUCAAAAACAUAGGUGCUAAGUUGGUUGAUAUCGACUUGACCUGCAAUAGUUUGGACCGCACUAGCUUCGAGUUCUUCAAGUGCUAUGCUAGAUGGAUGUCGGCGACUAUGUGGCAUUACAGCAGUACUUGUGCUAUUGGUAAAGUUCUGGACAGCGACAUGACAGUGAAAGGUAUUCAGAAUCUUCGAGUUGUGGACGCUUCAGCCAUGCCUUACACCGUCACGGGCAAUAUCAUAUCGAACAUCUAUGCCAUGGCGGAGAAAGCAGUAGAAAAUAUUAAGGCAAAAUGGUGUUUAAGCUGAUCCUGUUGUUUUGUGGUUAUUUAUGAAUAAAAUAUUUUAAAAAAUUAA
Manduca sexta (tobacco hornworm) is the source of this 1896-nucleotide messenger RNA. RefSeq names its product L-sorbose 1-dehydrogenase. Gene Ontology annotation, molecular function: flavin adenine dinucleotide binding; ecdysone oxidase activity. The coding region runs from base 100 to 1848 and encodes 582 amino acids. The transcript is spliced from 4 exons. The record is from RefSeq and is a predicted model, not a curated record. NCBI's taxonomy places the organism in Eukaryota, Metazoa, Arthropoda, Insecta, Lepidoptera, Sphingidae.